AUGUCACCACGUCACCGUCACCCAGUGUUAAACACAGCAGAGACGCACACGCAUCAGUGUGGAUGGGUUAGAAAGGCGCUCACAAGGCUCACCCGCAAUGACUCCGAAUUUCAAGACUCAACAGAACGCCUCCAAGGACGUGAAGCCGGCGGGUUCUUCUCUCACUUAUUUUCAUGGCUAUGUUUUUUUGUUUUUUGUAGUUUUCCACUGUUAAGAAAAGCGCAUCAGAGGAGUCUGGUGGAUUUUGGAGAAGAGCAGCCUCCUGCCUCCCGGAAGUCUGACGGAGCCCAGUUCCCGGACUGUGCGGCCGUGGACCCCGGGGAGUGCCCCCCGCGCCCCGAGGGCCACGGUCCCCGCUCCCCGACGUCCCCGCUAAUGCCGCCGAGGCCCGGGCGGGGUGGGGCGGGGCGGCCUGCGCUUGGUUUGGUUGUUAUCGGUUUUUGCUUUUUUGUUUUGUUUUUUCUUGUUCCAGAAAAGCCCCGCCGUGCUACCCUACUCUUCCAAAGUGGGUCCGCUGUCCCAGAGCGGUGCUCGCGGUCGGCAUCCACCGGUCCUCGGGAGCCGGGGAGGGGUCCGCGCCCUCCCGCUCCACUGAUCCCCACUUCCUCCUUCCUCCCCCGCGCCCCUCCUCCACCCCGCUCCCUCCCUUCCCCCUCUCUCCCCCUCCACUCCCCCCGCCUCCUCCCCGCAAGCGCCUGCGGGCUCCGCACCGUCUCCUCCUCCCACCCCGUCCUCCUCUCCCUCCUUCCCCUCCCUCCCCUCCCUCGUCCUGCCUCCUCCCCCCACUUCCUCCCCCCCCAACCCGACCUCCUUUUCUCCAACUUCCUUGCCUCUUCCCCUCCCCUCCUCCUUCCUCUACGUCCUCCCUCCCCAUCUUCUUCCCACCCCUCCUCCCCGGUCUCCACGCCCCCGGCCCCCCAGGGCUGCGGGCGGCUCCCGGGUGUCGGCCGUAGCACACACGCUCGGGCAGAGGGUGUUCCCCAGGCUCCGAAUCUGGAAUUCGGCUGGGCAGAGGGGGCUGGCCCCGCCCGCUGCCCGGGACCGCCCUCGAGCCCUGCCCGUCCGCGCCCGGAAAGCCGGGCUGCUCACUUUCGUGACGAUUCUGCCCUUGACGUUGAGCACGGAUUAAAGGGCGGAAAUAGGAAACACACCUGGUUCUCUCGGGCUCUUCCACAGUUUCUUUUCAGAAGAUUUCAAGACACUGCUAAGGAUGGUUUUUGCUUCAGUUGUUGUUUUUACUUCUACUUAAUAUCUACACGCACAUAA
Rangifer tarandus platyrhynchus (Svalbard reindeer) is the source of this 1266-nucleotide messenger RNA. The record is from the annotation of a GenBank genome assembly. NCBI's taxonomy places the organism in Eukaryota, Metazoa, Chordata, Mammalia, Artiodactyla, Cervidae.